CACGGUCACACCUGAACCAUGAAACCUGUCACAGUGGCCUUUUACGGGUUUGCUCUGGGUCUGUUAGCCGUUGGCCUGCGAGAGUUGCUGACUGGCUUCGAGGAGAACAGAUGCAGUAUGACCUAUAUGUUUGAAUAUCCAGAGUACAGGCGUGUGGCUCUGCCUCGACGUGUGGCCAGAUUGUACCCGGCGUAUGGACUCUACCUGUACGGAGAAGGAGUGUACGCCCAGGAGACCAGAGCACUCAAACUCACCGGGGCGCCUGUGCUCUUUCUGCCUGGAAAUGCAGGCAGUCACAAACAAGCUCGCUCUUUGGGCUCUGUGGCCUUGAGGAAGGCUGAAAACAUGGAGGGAGGACUCCACUUCAACGUGUUCACCGUGGACUUCAACGAGGAGCUGGUAGCGCUUUACGGUGGCAGUUUGCUCAGGCAGACUCACUUCCUGCACGAGAGCAUUAAGGCCAUCCUGAAGCUGUACAAGCACUUGAAGACCCCCCCUCAGAGCGUGGUACUGGUUGGUCACUCCAUGGGAGGAGUGGUGGCUCGGGCGCUGUUCACUUUGCCCCGCUUUAACACCAAUCUAGUCACCCUCAUCAUCACACAGGCCUCCCCUCACCUGGCACCAGUUUUAGCCCUGGACCCCUACCUGCUGGAUUUCUACUCUGCAGUGAGGCAGAAGUGGGUAAACCAGGCAAAAAAGCUCAGGAAUGUCACGGUUCUGUCCGUUGGGGGUGGUUACCGUGACUAUCAGGUUCGCUCUGGUUUGAUUUCUCUACCUUGUCCCCCUGGAGACCCAAAUAAGAUGUCACUGGUGGCGACUGCAGUCCCCAGGACAUGGGUGUCCACUGAUCAUCUGUCUAUUGUUUGGUGCAAAGAGCUCGUUCUUGCUACUGUCAGGGCGUUCUUUGACCUCCUUGAUCCUGAAACCCGACAGUUCACAGACAACCCUGAGAAGAAAAUGGCCAUCCUGAACCAUCACUUCAUCAGACACCCUGUGAGGAUGGUGGGAGAAACCCAGGACAACUCCAUCUCCAUCUUAGAUUUUCCUGAAGCGUGGAGUGAAGUUAACACACUGCGUCUGGCUUACAGCACACCAAAGGAGGGACAGGUCAAAUAUUUUCUGUUUGCACUGUCGAGUCGGAGGAAAGCCUACAGCCACUUCUACUGCCGGAGCAGCAACCUGGAGAUGACGAGCUGGGUCUAUGGUUGUGUGCAUAAGAACGGUUCUUCUUGUGUGCAUGCAGUCGAUCUCUCCAUGGCCACUGAGCUUCUUCCUCCAUACAAGGUCCUGAUUCUGAGUCUCAGUGACUUGUCCUCAGUUACUCACCUGGUUGUUUCAGCCUCCAACCUCAACGGCAGACAGUACACAGUGGAGUGUGAGUGGCAGAGACAAGAAUCUCUAACUCUGUCUGUGGCGGUGCCACAUGUCCUGUCCUUUGGUUUGACUGUGAGUGAUGUUACAGUCAACUCGUCUGGACUUCUCCACACCAUCAGACUGCAACAUUUUCACCAGGUCUAUCAGGCUUUCAGAAUCAAUGUGGCAAGCCAGUGCAAAGUACACAAGGACAGACUGCCCAAUGUGUACAGAAUGAAUGUACCUUGGUUCCGAGAGGACUCUUUAACCACGGUCAGUGUGCCGUCAGUGACUGAGAUCUUAGGGAUGCUUCACACAAGUCGACCAGACAACACCUCUGGUGUCCUCCUGCAGCUCCACACUGCCCCCAACUGCCAGUACAAGGUGUCAAUAAGAACUUCAUUACCCAGAGUCCUGGGACAGAUUCUGAGGUUCUGUGGUCCCAUGGUGCCGGUGUACACAGCUGUAACGCUCCUCCUGGCCUGUGGGGGGCAGCUGUCCUCCAUUCUUAAGUCAAGGCGAGCUGCAGACAUGAGUCAGGUGGUGGGAAAGGGUCUUCAGCCUCAUAAAGUCAGCCUGCCUGUUUAUGUUCUGCAUGUGUUACUCAGUUGCAGCUGGUUCCAAGAAAGCUGGUCAAUGCUCCUCCUCCCUCUCAUGGACUCCCUCCCUCCAACCACCCCUGAUGUAACAUUUCAAGAAGUUGAUGUCCCAGCUGAAGAGUGGCCCCAUCUCCUGUCCCCUCUGCUGUACAUCUUUGCGGCAGCUGUGGCAUACUGGGGUAGCACACUGCUCCGUCUCCUUAUACGACUGGUCUCCCUCUUUUUAGCCCCACUGCACAGACCAUCAGUCUCCAGAGACUGUGGCACCCUUAGACUGCGGACCCAGCUCUUCAUCACUCUGUGUCUGGCUGUUUUGGGUUGGACAUCCUGCGGGGCUUUAUCAAUCUGUUUUGCUUUUCUGUUCCACCUCUACAGGGUUUUGAGACUGCAGAUGACAGAAAGAUCUUUGAGUCACAUGUUGAAUCUGGCUCCCAGGAAACACAAAGAUGCUGAGAAUGGCACAGUCGAUGCUGAAUCGUUGAGCAAACCUAAAGAAUGUAACGGCACCCCCCUGCUCUCAGAGUGUGUUCUGCAGGAGGUGAGGGAUGACUUACAGCUCCACCUCUGCCUGUCGGCGCUCCUCACACUGCCCAUCAUGCUCAUCGCACCCUCACUCAUCCACUGGAUCCGCAACCUGAGUUAUUCCCACCUGUUGGAUCCUGACCCUUGCUGGCCACACCUUGUGCCUCUUAUUCUAGUGUACAUGCUGCUUAUUAACUGCAACACUUUAAAACUCAGCAACAGUAAACUCCUGCCUCUGACAUCCUGCCUCCCUCUCCCCUUGGCCAUCACCAUGAUAACCUUCUCCCCGCUCCACCUGUACAGAGUCACCUACUUCCUGUUGGCGGCCCUAGUCCCUCUGGCCUUUUGUAGUCUGCUCUGACGGUAUCUGACAGGUUUCAGUCCACAUCUCCACCAUAACAAGCCUUUUUUGAACUCACUAAAGCUGACCGGGGCAGAUUUGUCCCAUAAAGACUCGCUCCAUCUAGCUGCAAUGGAGCAGAGCCAUAGACAUACAUAGCUUGGGGAACUGUCUGCUCAAUGUUAGUGCUAAAAGCUCCAUGGUGAUUACACUAUGUUUUAAAAUAGGAGUCUGUAAUAGCCCUGGAACCUUUGGUGCAAAUAUGGCUGCGAAGGAUUGACCUGAAACCAAGUUUGCCUUACUCUGUAUAUCUAUAGCUCUGCCUUCAUGGAGCAACAACUCCACAACCAGUGAAGCUACUGAUACUAGAGGUAUACAACAGGGUGUUAGUGUUUUAAAGUGUUAUUUUUAUUUUUAUUUCUUAGUGCUUACAGUGACACAUUCACUGUGUCACUGCGCUGUAAACUCCUACACUGCCUACUGCUUAGCUAAGACGUAAAGCUGUGUUUCUCUGCUUUAUACUGCCGCAGCAAUGCCACAAAACAGUGGUAGUGUAUACAUCAUUCCACAAGGAAAAUCCAAAGUUAUCAUGUUUACAUUUUACUUUAUCCACUCUUUGAUUUACAACAGUGACAAUGGCAGCAAAAUGAAAAUACUGUACGUUUGUAGGUCUUAUCUUUUGCGUUGCUAAGAAGAGAAAAGUUCCGAUCUCCUUGUUGCAAAAACUAAAGUCUAAACAAGUGUUUUUGUCUAAUUCCCAUUUAGUAGAUCUCAUUAACAUCUUAUUACAGCUUAUCACAGGAUAUAAAAGGCAAAUUUCACUCAAGUGUCUUGAAAUUGUUCAUUUUAUUUCAAUACAUUCGAGUGAAAAUUUCUUAUUAGACAGUUUUCUGGACAGCAGUCCAACAGCUGUGAUGCUAGGCUAUGUAUUCUACAAACAAUGCUGAGAAUAUUAUUAACUAUGGAGUAGGAAAGAGCUCGAGCUAUGCUGGGGAAAAAAUGUGUAAAGACCACAUUUCUGCAUGACCCCAAUCCUUUUUUCUGUAUGAAGCCUGAUUUAUACCUGCACCUCCUUGAAAAUGUUAAUAUGGAAGAACAGGGUUGGUUGUCACACUUUUCAAAACAUCUGUUAAGUCAUCCCUACAUUAAAUUGAAGCUUAAGGUGUUGGCUUGAAAUGUGUAUCCCUCUCAUUUUCCAACUUAUUUAAACAAAUUAAUGAUAAAAGACACUCUGACGCAUUGUGACAACCAACCCCAUCACAUAGUGGUUGUCACACUAUGGGGUUGUUUGUCACAAUGUUAUAUUAAUGGGAAAAACGGGAGAUAUAAUGAGUGUGACCACCAAACUGUGUGACAACCAACCCUGUUUUCCUUCCGUUCAUGCUGAAGUGACACAGAUUGCAAGCCUUCAGAUUGUUCUCAUGGGUAGCUAGUCAGAGUAAUAUCUACAGGAGUAUUGUGUGCACUUGUUCUAAAUAAAAAACAAGACCUUAACUGCAAAGGUCUGUAGGUCCAGCCUAAAACUCCACUAAUGUGUUAGGAUACAUGGCCAAAAUUUACAGUCGAUAUAUGCUAUUGUUCACUGCAAAAAUAUUAGACGUAAAUAUCGGUAGAAAUUUUGAUAGCUGCCGAUACUGAUAUUUGCUUUUUAAGCCAAUAUCUGCCCAUACCCAAAACAGGCCAAUAAUAUUGUGCAUCCCUAAUAAUAACCAAUAAAUCUAACAGACCAACAUACUUGUUGGGCCCCCAUAAUGGAUCACUGAGAACUAUGGUUCUCAUUUGGUCUAUCAGCAGAUAGAUUUAGACAAAUUUAGAACCACUUGGUUAAAGCAUGCGGGUUAUGGUCUAAAAUGACAGUGCCAUAUUUACUUUGCAUGAAAUAAAUGAGCCAAGAAAACAGAGAGAAAGCAGAGGGAUAUGUUUAUGCUAUGGAUGUUUGAAAGCCUUGAUUCCCCAUUCAAUGUCACUUAACUCAGCGUCCCCUUUUUGCCCUUUUAUUCAGUGAAUUCUGCAUUAUUUACAUUUUUCACCAUUCAAGAAAGAAUCUAAUCGCCGUCUAUGGAACUUAAACCUUUCUAUGAAGGUAUUUUAGAUUCAAGUUUCAUAGUGAAUUAUCUGGCAGCUCAGUUAUCUUUUGCCUUCUUUUUUCCUGCCGAGUUUUUUUAGAGAAAUAUCUUUGCUGCAGUCUUUUUCAUUUAUUGUCUUUAGCUCAAUUUUGGGUUAAGAAAAAAAACAGCUGAUAAGUAGAUAAAACAGAAGGAACAUCUUGGUAGUACUGAAGGAACUCAUGUGUUGAAAUCCACACUAAUUGCACUAAACUUCUGUCUUUAUUCUGGAUAUACAUCAGUGAAAUUCACUGAUCAGUGAAUUUCUUUUCUGGGUUUAAUCAAAAUUACAAAACAGAAGUCUAAUCAACACAAUUAGAGAAUCAAACUUUAGUAAAUUAUCUAGAUGAUUACUUUAAAGACACAAGUGUUGUGUUAAAUGUCCAAAGCUUCCUCCAGUCUGUCUAAAUGUGCAAAGCUGGCAGCAAUGCACUGGUGUUGACUGGUUAACCAAAAGUGAAUGAUGUGAUUGUGAGAUAAAUAAGCCUAAGAAACAUGUUGCCAUCUGAGAAUCAUGGUAGUUAAAGGAAUAUUUAUAACGUUUUUCUUAUGAUGUACUGCAAAUUACAUGAUACUGGUCCAUGAGGUUCAUAAAGACCAGAAUCCCUAAUGGUUUGGAGUAUUUAGAUAUGGUUUAGGCUACAGCUGAUUCUGUAUGUUCUUCUGUUGAAGCUUGCAGCUUGUAAAGUUUAAAAAGCUGAUUACUUCCUUUAAGCCCCAGAUUUAUGUUUAGUGAAGGAUUAUGGGAUGUCUGUUCAGUAUUAUGGCUGUUUCAUAUUUAUAGUUUGAUUGGAGAUUUAAACAACUUCAAGCUUAUGGUAGAACAUUUUACAUUUAUUUGCAAUUGGAAUAUAUUUUGCUCGGCACUGCUGCAGUCUCUGGUAAAUGCAAGAAUUAUUUUGUUCUUAUUUGCCAGUAAGUGGAGGAAAGUAUAGUACGGCUAUUUAGCAUGAACCAAAAUUCACACAUAUGGUAGGUUUGGAAUCAGAAUUGUGAAUGAAAAAAUGCAUUGAAACAUCUCUAAUCUGCAUAGCAUAUUGGCCAAAAUCAUCUCGGCUGUGCAGUGGCUACCUACAUAUCACUACACUUCAGGCUUUAAUGAUAGGUGUUUAAGGAAGAUAUACAGAUUUGAGGAAGAAGGAAGAAUGUUUGAGGUUAUGAAGCUUUCAGACAGAGAAAUCUAAUGCCAGUUUUGCUUCAAACCAUCUUGACAACUGUCAUAUAGAACAGUUUAACUUUGUUGCAGUGUGUUAAGAAUGGAGUGUGUUGGAAUGACAUGUAGGCCAAGGAUUUUUGUUAUAGUUCUCGUUGCUGAUGAUUUUUUACUGUUUUUUACAUAAACAGAAGGUGCUGGAUGAAGAUCUGAGACUUAAUUUACUAUUUCAGCUUCUCAGGACCAUAACAACUUAGAUCAAUGGUUAACAACCUUUUUUUACAUGGAGCCCUCCCUUCUGUUUAGAAACGGCUGAGCCCCCAUUUUAAAAUGUGACAUUGUGCUGUUAAAAAUCGGCUUUGAUUUUACCUUAUAAUCAAAUUUAUCCUAUGAAUAUAAGUCCACACACAUUUUUUCUCACCAAAAGGCCUUGUAUAAAUUAUCGAAUAAGUGUUUUAACAGGAUUUUAAUUAAUAUGUGCAAAUUUUUACACCUUCAGAGCAGAUCAAUACUUGUCCUCUGGCACCCUCCCUGCUGUCAUAUCACACUGAUUUUGUCCAUUUUGCCGUGUGUGGUAAACAGAGUGCGUCCUCCCUUCCUUUAAAGCCUUGGUUUUUAACUGGAAGGUUGGGACCCAAAAAGUGUCACGGAUGUGUGCUUGGAAAAAAUUAUACGGCAAAAACUCCGUGGCAUGCAUUUAUUUUGAAGGAAAGUCUUAAAGUUAUUUUUCUUUGGUCACAUAUUUUGUUUUAAGCUAACACAUCUGAUAGACAGUUUCAAAUAUCCAUUGCAUGGAUAUAAUUCACAUUCAUCUCGGAAAGCUCCCAUAGAAAGCAUUUGGGAAGGGCAGGACUUUUAAAAAAAUUCUCUGAAGGUGAUUGGAGGAACAUUCUGUCUUUCACAUUCAUGACGGGCCAAUCAGAGCAACAGGACCAAAUGGCAUUGUACACAUGUGCUUCUCCUGAGCUCACAGGCUACCACACUCAUAGACUGUUAAUGGCAGAACUUCUCAGUGAAUAAGGCCUUGUCCACUCAUAGACGAAAACAAUAUAUUUCCAUUUCGUUUUGAAAAAGUUUUC
Cheilinus undulatus (humphead wrasse) is the source of this 7151-nucleotide messenger RNA. It is a transcript of the gene pgap1, whose product is annotated as post-GPI attachment to proteins inositol deacylase 1. Gene Ontology annotation, biological process: GPI anchor metabolic process; endoplasmic reticulum to Golgi vesicle-mediated transport. Gene Ontology annotation, molecular function: phosphatidylinositol deacylase activity. Lineage: Eukaryota; Metazoa; Chordata; Actinopteri; Labriformes; Labridae. The record is from RefSeq and is a predicted model, not a curated record. The coding region runs from base 19 to 2835 and encodes 938 amino acids. The transcript is spliced from 26 exons. Gene Ontology annotation, cellular component: endoplasmic reticulum.